Messenger RNA from Enterobius vermicularis (human pinworm), 563 nucleotides. The record is from the annotation of a GenBank genome assembly. NCBI's taxonomy places the organism in Eukaryota, Metazoa, Nematoda, Chromadorea, Rhabditida, Oxyuridae.
AUGAGCAUAAAACGCUCAUUUCCUGGAGUUUGGGAGAUCCCGGUAAAUCAGUUCUACUACAGCCACAAGAACCAAACCAAUGUUGGAAGGCAUUCAUCAAUGCUUCGUGCAGUUGUGGAUCUGAAUGCAACAGUAGACGAACUUUAUAACCUGCUAUCGUUCAACUUUGAAAAAGCAUACUUUGGCAAUCGUGCGCCUUAUUUGUUGACGCUUACUGCCGACUUUUUGCAGCUAAACGCUCAAAACACCGGAAUGUUAGCUUUACAAAGGUUUUUGAAUCGCAUUACCACCAACAAGGAUGUGUACAUUGUCACAAUCAAGCAGCUGAUUGAAUGGAUGCAAGACCCAAGUCCGCUAUCACGAAUAUAUCAGUCUAAUGCUUUGCGAUGUACGCGUGGUCGAACACCGCGUACAAUGGGCGAUGGCUUAUGUGAACAGCCAAAUAAAUGUAUGUACCGAACGCCGGAUCUUAACAGUCCGGAGCACCAAUUUUUAACCUGUAAUCCGUGUCCUGAAUUAUAUCCGUGGGUGGAGAACCCAGCUGGUAAACUUCGGUUAUAAUG